Molecule: messenger RNA, 3085 nt
Organism: Pogonomyrmex barbatus (red harvester ant)
Lineage: Eukaryota; Metazoa; Arthropoda; Insecta; Hymenoptera; Formicidae
Product: tripeptidyl-peptidase 2
Cellular component (GO): membrane
Molecular function (GO): glycosyltransferase activity
Source: RefSeq, a predicted model, not a curated record
UUAAAAAUGAAUAUGAGUUACUCCAAUGUUUAGAAGUAAUAUUGUUUAUAGAAUUUUAAGAAGAUGUUAGAUGGAAGUAUCCAAUAUUUCUUGGACAGAUGAAGUAAUACGUAGCAAUUCUUUAUAAAUAUGGUGGGGAAUACUUAUGAGGUUCUUCCGUCAUAUCAUUCCAAUGGAAAGGAGAUGUGCCAAUGGCUGGCACAUAUCAGAUUGUCACGGAUAAUAAUAUUAACAUCUAUAGUCUUAUUUAUUGUGCCAUUAUUUACACAUUAUUAUUUAUCUAAGGUAGAAUCUGGUGCUCCGGAUAGAGAUAUGUAUAGGACAUUUUCAACUCUGGAGGCUUUCGAAGAUUACACAUCUAUGAAAGCAUCACAGCUGAAGAUGAGAAUAGAGGAAAUGUUCCGUAUAAAAAUAUCAGUGAGCAACGAAUUGAGAGAUCUGAGUGCUAAAAGGCAAAGACUUCAAGGUGAAGUCAAUAGUUUAACACAAAAGAUAGAUGAACUAAAGCAGGAAUUAUUGCAUCAACAAACAGAUCUUGAUAGAUUAAAGAUAAGCGUGGAACAAGCACAAGUAGCACAAAAAGAAGCUGUGGAGAGAAAUACACCUGAAUUGGCACCACCUAAGAGAAUAUUGAUUAACACUUUGCCAGUUGUAUUACCUAGUACAGAUCCACGAUCAUGCAGAAUGUAUAAUUGUUUUGAUCACAGUCGAUGUGCAUUGACAAGUGGUUUUCCUGUAUACUUGUAUGAUCCAGAUCAAUUCUCAGUAGUUAAUCCAGGAUGGGAUGUAGAUGGUUUCUUAAAAACAACUAUCAAACAGACGUUAGGAUAUAAUCCACAUCUUACGAGAAACCCAGCAGAGGCUUGCGUUUACAUAAUCUUAAUUGGUGAAGCAUUAAGUCAUCCACAAAAAAACGAUCAACAUUAUAAUAAACCUUUAGAUAUUAAGAAGUUACAUGCACUUCCCUAUUGGGGUGGAGAUGGUAGAAAUCAUAUAUUGUUAAAUCUCGCACGUAGAGAUUUAUCUGCAGAUUCUGGGAAUAUUUUCAAUAAUCUGGAUAUUAGCAGAGCAAUAAUAGUACAAUCUAUGUUUUAUAGAAAUCAAUUCCGUGAUGGUUUUGAUUUGAUUGUUCCACCAAUUCUGGGACCACCUGGUGGAGAUGUUUGGCAAGAAUGUGCACAAAUGUUACCUGCAAGAAGAAAAUAUUUGCUAUCGUUUCAAGGAGAAAUGAAAACAUCUAUAGGCACACCAAUGACAUACCAAAUUGAUGACGCAGAUAUAGAUUUGGAAAAAUUAAUAAUUGAUGAUAACAAUAUUGAUGCGUUUAUUAUUCAACACUUAAAAGACAUGAGCAGUGGAAUAACUCUAGACAAAUUCUUUAUUCAGUUUGAAUGUAUACCAGCUUCUGUGGAAAGCAAGCCUGUGGAAACUCUCGAUUGGUCUCUUUGUGGAACUGACUCGUCUAGAAGAGCUAUAUUAAAGGAAUCAACCUUUGCAUUGAUCUUAGCUCCUAGUAAUGCUACAUUACUAACUACUUCAUUCAUGCAGGCAAGAUUAUACGAAGCAUUACGAGCUGGAUCAAUACCAGUUAUUCUGGGUGGUGAUCAGAUUUUGCUUAGUUAUAAUGAAGUUAUCGGUUGGAGAAGAGCAGUUAUUUUUUUACCCAAGGCUAGAGUGACCGAAAUGCACUUUUUAUUGCGUGCUGUUCCUGAUAAUGACCUUUUAACUAUGCGGAGGCAAGGUAGAUUAAUAUGGGAGCGUUACAUGAGUACUGCUCAAGGCGUAGUGGAUACGACCAUAGCAGUAAUAAGAGACAGACUUGGUAUACCGCCAUUGCCAGCGCCUCAAACAUCUAGUCCUAGUGUUUUUAAUGAAAGCUUUGUGGUAUGUACUUUAAUGUAUUACAUUUUUUAUGAACCUGAAGCUGAAGAAAGUUUGGGUCCUUUAGAACCACCAUACCCAUCUCCUGCUUUCAAGAGAAAUUAUACAACAUUUUUAGUUCAAGGUCAUGAAAUUUGGAAUGACUGGAUGGAUCCAUUCAAUUUAUAUCCACAGUUACCUUUUGAUACCGCUCUUCCCAGCGAUGCUAAAUUUCUUGGUUCAGAAGUUGGUUUCCGACCUAUCGGCAAAGGUGCUGGAGGUGCUGGAAAAGAAUUUAGCGAGUCAUUAGGAGGAAACUAUCCAAGAGAACAAUUUACAAUUGUUAUGUUAACAUAUGAAAGAGAACAGGUUCUUAUAAAUUCACUGGCACGUCUUUAUGGCUUACCUUACUUGAAUAAGGUACUUGUGGUGUGGAAUAGUCCGAAACCACCUGUAGAAGAUCUCAAAUGGCCUGAUAUCGGCGUUCCUAUACAUGUUAUAAAAGCUCCAAGAAAUAGUUUGAAUAAUAGAUUUCUUCCAUUUGAUGCAAUUGAGACAGAAGCCAUCCUUUCCAUUGACGAUGAUGCUCAUUUGAGACAUGAUGAAAUUAUGUUUGGUUUCAGAGUAUGGAGGGAACAUCGAGAUCGUGUAGUUGGAUUCCCUGGACGUUUUCAUGCGUGGGAUCAGAAUUAUCAUAAUGCUUGGAAUUAUAAUUCGAACUAUUCUUGCGAGUUAUCCAUGGUUUUAACUGGAGCUGCUUUCAUUCACAAACAUUAUACAUAUUUAUAUACGCAUUGGUUACCACAGGCAAUAAGGGAUAAAGUUGACGAAUAUAUGAAUUGUGAAGAUAUUGCAAUGAAUUUUCUAAUAUCCCAUCUUACAAGGAAACCACCAGUUAAGGUAACAUCGCGAUGGACAUUUAGAUGUCCGGGUUGCCCAGUUUCACUUUCAGAGGAUGAUACUCAUUUUCAAGAGAGACAUAAAUGUAUUAAUUUUUUUUCACAGGUUUUUGGUUAUAUGCCUUUAUUAAAUACACAAUAUCGAGCUGAUUCGAUAUUAUUUAAGACACGAAUACCACACGACAAGCAAAAAUGUUUCAAAUUUAUAUGAAAAGAAAAUUUGAAGUUUUUCAUGUAAAUAUUGUAGAAUUUAUAUGACUUUGGUACAGUUUUAUUCACAUUUCAUAAAAUAUUUUGCAGCAUAUAUAUAAGAAAUAUAAGGAAUA